Phodopus roborovskii (desert hamster) is the source of this 1232-nucleotide messenger RNA. It is a transcript of the gene Calr3, whose product is annotated as calreticulin 3. NCBI's taxonomy places the organism in Eukaryota, Metazoa, Chordata, Mammalia, Rodentia, Cricetidae. Bases 24 to 1166 code for a protein of 380 amino acids. Gene Ontology annotation, biological process: protein folding. The record is from RefSeq and is a predicted model, not a curated record. The transcript has 9 exons. Gene Ontology annotation, cellular component: endoplasmic reticulum; endoplasmic reticulum membrane. Gene Ontology annotation, molecular function: calcium ion binding.
GAGCAGGAGUCGCUCAUGCAGCCAUGGCCCGGGCUCGCGUGUCGCUCUGGGUCAUCUGUGUGCUGCGCGUGGCACUGGCCACUGUGUACUUCCAGGAGGAGUUUCUAGACGGAGAGCGCUGGAGGAACCGCUGGGUGCAGUCCACCAAUGACUCCCAGUUCGGCCACUUCAGAGUUUCAUCGGGGAAGUUCUAUGGGCAUGUAGAGAAAGACAAAGGCUUGCAGACAACCCAGAACAGCAGAUUCUACGCCAUCUCUGCCAGCUUCAAGCCAUUCAGCAAUAAAGGGAAGACCCUGGUGAUCCAGUACACAGUGAAGCAUGAGCAGAAGAUGGACUGCGGUGGUGGCUACAUCAAGGUGUUUCCUUCUGACCUGGACCAAAAGAAUAUGAAUGGGAAGUCUCAGUACUACAUCAUGUUUGGACCUGAUAUUUGUGGAUUUGAUAUCAAGAAAGUUCAUGUUAUCUUAUAUUUCAAAAACCAGUAUCAUUCAAAUAAGAAGACAAUCAGAUGCAAGGUUGACGGCUUCACCCACCUCUACACCCUGAUUUUGAGGCCAGAUCUUUCUUAUGAGGUGAAAAUCGAUGGCCAGUCCAUUGAGUCAGGCAGCAUUGAGUAUGACUGGCACCUGACAUCGCUGAAGAAAAUGGAAAAGACAUCAGCCGAGUCUAGAGACUGGGAUCAAGUGGAAGGUGACAAAGCCCAGGAUUGGGAAAAGCACUUUCUGGAUGCAGGCGCCAGCAAGCCAAGCGAUUGGAACAGUGAGCUGGAUGGGGACUGGCUGCAGAAGCCACCAUACCAGGAUGGCCUGAAAGCUGAGGGCAUAGAUAAAGAUGUGUGGCUCCACCGAGAGAUGAAGCCUGCCAGCUAUCUGACGCAGUACGACCUCUCAGAGUUUGAGAACAUUGGUGCCGUCGGUCUGGAGCUAUGGCAGGUGAGAUCUGGAACCAUCUUUGAUAACUUCCUGAUCACAGAUGAUGAAGAAUAUGCAGAGAAGUUUGGCAAGGCCACCUGGGGAGAGACUAAGGGUCCAGAAAAGGAGAUGGAUGCCAUACAGGCCAAGGAAGAAGUGAAAAAAGCCCGAGAGGAGGAUGAGGAGCUGCUGGUAGGGAAGUUUCACAGGCACAACAGCCAUUUCAGCAGAUUCCACAGGCAAGGUGAACUGUAGUCGUCCCCACAGUGCAUGCAGAGGACUGGCCCAGCCUCCCUGCUAAUACACAUCUGAACGAUCACA